This is a messenger RNA of Mesocricetus auratus (golden hamster), 2430 nucleotides long. It is a transcript of the gene Trim14, whose product is annotated as tripartite motif containing 14. The transcript has 6 exons. The record is from RefSeq and is a predicted model, not a curated record. Gene Ontology annotation, molecular function: protein binding; zinc ion binding. Lineage: Eukaryota; Metazoa; Chordata; Mammalia; Rodentia; Cricetidae. Gene Ontology annotation, biological process: innate immune response. The coding region runs from base 16 to 1338 and encodes 440 amino acids.
CUGGUACCGCUGCAAAUGGCGAGCGAGACAGCCCGCGCGCCGGCGCCCGUCGAACCCAACGGGGCUUGCAACUGGCGCUGCGCUGAGCACAGCGAACGCCCGGCUGAGCUCUUCUGUCGCCGCUGCGGCCGUUGCGUGUGCGCGCUGUGCCCCGUGCUGGGUGCCCACCGCGGCCACCCCGUGGGCCUGGCUCAGGAGGAGGCUGCGAGCGUGCAGAAACGCAUCCAGGACUGUUUAGAGUGUUUGGCGACCAAGAAGCGCCAGCAUGCUGACAACAUAGCCCACUUGGAGGACACCGGGGAAAGGCUCCAGGCUUAUGCAGACUCAAGUAAAGCCUGGCUGACACAGAAGUUCACAGAACUCAGAUUACUCCUGGAUGAAGAGGAAGUACUCGCCAAAAAGUUCAUCGAUAAGAACACAGAGCGCACCCUCCAGGUGUACAGAGAGCAAGCCGAGUCUUGCAGGGAGCAGAUUGGGGUCAUGGAUGAUUUCUCUACCAGGGUGUGGGUAACCAGCCUGGAGCCCAACCCCGUCCAGCUGCUGCAGGCAUACAUAGCCACUAAGCCGGACAUGGAGCAGCACAUGCGCCCCUCGGAGCUGAGCCACCCUGUGCCCCUGUCCUUCGAGCCCGUCAAGAACUUCUUUAAGACAUUUAUGGAAGCCAUCCGGGACACUUUACAGACACCAAUGGACACUCGCCUGAAGGAAAACAUAAACUGCCAGCUAUCUGGCCCCUCCAGCUCCAAGCCAGGCGCCUUGCUGAAAACCAGCCCUUCACCCGAGCGGUCACUCUUCUUGAAAUACGCCCGCACGCCCACGCUGGACCCGGACACCAUGCACACCCGCCUGCGCCUGUCGACGGACGGGCUGACCGUGCGCUGCGCGCUGCUGGGCCGCCUGGGGCCGCGCCCCGCGCCCCGCUUCGACGCUCUGCGCCAGGUGCUGGGCCGCGACGGCUUCGCGGCCGGACGCCACUACUGGGAGGUGGACGUGCAGGAGGCGGGCGUGGGCUGGUGGGUGGGCGCGGCCUACCCGUCGCUGCGGCGCCACGGGGCCUCCGCCGCCGCCCGCCUGGGCUGCAACCGCGAGUCGUGGUGCGUGAAGCGCUACGACCUGGAGUACUGGGCCUUCCACGACUGCCAGCGAAGCCGCCUGCGGCCCCGCCGCGACCCCCACCGGCUCGGCGUCUUCCUGGACUACGAAGCCGGCGUUCUGGCCUUCUACGAUGUGUCGGGUGGCAUGAGCCACCUGCACACCUUCCAUGCCUCCUUCCAGGAGCCGCUCUACCCGGCCCUGCGCCUCUGGGAGGGGGCCAUCAGCAUCCCCCGGCUGCCCUAGGCGAGCGCGCUUCCUUUCCUGGGCUGGGCGACAGGCUCUGCCCACGCAGCCGCGCGCCACCUGUGUCUGCGACACCACGCAGCGCCUAGAACCACCCGGCACACAGUAGGCACACAGUAAGUGAACGUUUCCCGGCGGAGGCACUUCAUCUCCUUAAAGGUCCCCAUUUGAGCCAUCUGCUCUCUACCUCAUGUCGUGGUCACCUCGAUCCAGAGCACCCGCUCUGCGUCCUCCCCCCUCAUCUUCUACACUAAAGCCAGGGUGAGCCGCCCGGAACUUAGCGCAGCUCGGCCUCUCGGAAUUAGGAGGUUCUCAAAGAGGUACCAGAGCAAGCUGGCCUAGGUUCAUUUCUCACCUGCUCUAUCGUGCUUUGCCGGCCCGACCUCGCACAACUGCGGUGCGUCUUUUCAAACACUGUCCGUUCAGAAGCUGGGUCGCAGUUUCGCAUCUUUAGACCGUUGUGCUCCCCAGCAUAAAUAGGAAAACCAUCUCUUUACCUGUCUCACCCCUCGGGCUUAUCUGCCCCAAGAAGCGCCCCCCGGCAAACUACGAGGCCUGCAAAUACAGGACCUGUCAUUUCGGCUGCUUUCUAAGGACAUGUGUCCUUUCCUCCGUAAAGUGGCUUAGAAAGUACCCUUCCAGGCAACCACCGAGCGAGUAGCCUGCUCCUCACAGAAGGGAAAACUAUUGAGAAUGGCUCAAAGGUUGAUUUGAUGGGACAGAGCAAACCCGGGAGAUGUAUGCUUGAGAUACUACAUCUCUUCAUUCAAAAAGACCAAGAGCUUUCCCACCCGCACCACCGCAGGGGCAGUCACACAACUUGAUCCUCCGAGGUGACAAGUGAUCCCACUGUCCAGUCUUGGAGCCAGCUGACUGCCCGAGAUAAUGGAACCCGAGCUGCAGUCAGGCCUCUGCUCCCGCCAGGCUGCGCUAUGGAUCCCACAGAAGGAGCUGCCUCCCUUUGUUGUUUUUCAUCUACUUUCUUGGGCCAAACCUUCCUCUAGAGGUCUCUGGAACAGGUUUCAUGCCCUUCACGGUGGGGUGGAAUUGUUUGGAGAGUCUGUGUUUUGAGUAUAAAGCAUUAAGACUGCU